Emiliania huxleyi CCMP1516 is the source of this 1263-nucleotide messenger RNA. RefSeq lists its product as hypothetical. The record is from RefSeq and is a predicted model, not a curated record. The coding region runs from base 79 to 957 and encodes 292 amino acids. The transcript is spliced from 6 exons. Gene Ontology annotation, biological process: sphingolipid biosynthetic process. Gene Ontology annotation, cellular component: endoplasmic reticulum membrane. NCBI's taxonomy places the organism in Eukaryota, Haptophyta, Isochrysidales, Noelaerhabdaceae. Gene Ontology annotation, molecular function: 3-dehydrosphinganine reductase activity.
UCGAUCCUCCCGUGGGCCGCCAUCACCGCGACGCAGCCACUCGUCUGGGUGGCGUUGGGUGUGGCGGCGGCCGUGUCGAUGCCACUGCUCCUCGGCAGCCGGCGGCGGCGCGAGUCGCUCUCAGGCAAGCACGUGCUCAUCACGGGCGGCUCGGAGGGCGUCGGCCUCGAGGUGGCCAAGAUCGCCGCGGCACGGGGCGCACGCGUCUCGCUGGUGGCGCGCACGAUGAGCAAGCUGCACGCUGCGCGCGAUGAGCUCGCCAGCUCGGCGCCCGGCGCCGCGGUGGGCGUCUUCAGCGGCGACGUCGGCGACGGCGCCGCGCUCGGCGCGGCGAUCGAGCAGGCCGAGUCGCAGCUCGGUCCGGUGGACGUGUGCAUCGCUGCGGCGGGGGCGGCGAUGCCGAAGUACUUUGAGGAGCUCCGCAUCGCCGACUACGAGCGCAUGAUGACCGUCAACUACUACGGCGUGCUGCACGCGGCGAGGCACGUGCUGCCGAAGAUGGCGGAGCGGUCGGCCGCCGACCCGAGCGUGACGCCGCACUUCGUCGCCGUCGCGUCGAUGGUUGCGGCCGUCCCCUUCAUCGGGUACGCCGCGUACGCCCCCUCCAAGGCUGCGUGCCGCUCUCUGCUCGACGUGCUGCGCAACGAGUACGCGGACACGGCGGUGCAGCUCCACAUCGCCUUCCCCCCCGACAUGGACACACCAGGCUUCCAAAAGGAGCAAGAGACCAAGCCGUACGAGACGCGGCACAUCUGGCCGGAGAUGUUCAACGAGCUCUUCCCGCCGGACAAGGCGGCAAGCCGCCUCCUCGACGACCUGCGGACGGCCGCUACUUUCUCGGUUCGCCCGACCUUUUCGGCGACCUGCUCGUCACUCGAGCGUGGGGCCACUACCCUCGCGCGAGGCCCCUCCUCGAGGCUGCGCUCGCGCCGCUCUUCGUCGGCCUGCACUGCGUGAUGGUCUGGAUGGCCGACCGCGUCGUCAAGCAGCGCAAGCACCACGGCGGACUCGCGACGCAGGGCGGCUGAGGGGGCAGGGGUGGGCCGCCUUGCGGGCUGGGGAGGGAGUGCCAUGCCCGCUCUCUCCUCGGCAGCUCGGGGAGCGGCACGCUCGCGGCGACGGCGCGCGGAAUCGGGACAUCGCGUGAGGGGGGCGGCCGGCGAUUCUCACUGACGACGACAACCAAUGGGAAUUGGGAUGUCACUGUGUGUGGCUGUGUGUGUGCCGUGAAGAACGAAAAGAAAAAUCACUUUUUACUGCAAA